ACAUCAUCUGCUCUCGCGCUCUGUCUGCUUGCCUAUAUAAAUCAUCCGACUUGCAAUCUUAACCUGACCUCUAUAUAUUUCUUCUGCUUCUCCUACCUUUCCAGUUCCUGCAUUUCUGGAAAAUCUAUUUCACCGUAGAUUUUUUUUUUUUUUAAAUGCAAGGAUUUAUCGCCAAAAGGCUCUUCUCCGCAAGAAAUUCCAAUUCUCUCCCAACUCCCGCUCGCUGCUUUUCUCAGCUUGCCCAGAAGAAGAAGAAUGACCUUCUUAUCCCCAGAUUACCUCCUUUUGAUUACUCUCCUCCGCCAUAUACCGGUCCCUCCGCGGAUGAUAUCAUGGCAAAGAGAAAACAGUUUCUCAGCCCUUCAUUCUUCCACUUCUACGAAAACCCCCUGAACGUCGUUGAUGGGAGGAUGCAGUACUUGUUCGAUGAGAAUGGGCGUAGAUACCUUGACGCUUUUGGAGGAAUUGCUACGGUCUCUUGCGGCCACUGCCAUCCAGAUGUGGUAGAGUCGAUUGUUAACCAAAUCAAGCGCUUACAACACACCUCUAUUCUCUACCUUAACCACGUCAUCGCUGAUUUCGCCGAGGCAUUAGCCUCUAAGAUGCCUGGCAAUCUUAAGGUGGUGUUCUUCACAAAUUCUGGCACAGAAGCGAAUGAGUUGGCCAUGAUGAUUGCAAGACUCUACACAGGUUACAAUGACAUAAUUUCAUUGCGGAAUGGAUAUCAUGGGAAUGCCGCUGGGACGAUGGGUGCCACUGCGCAGUCCAUAUGGAAAUUCAAUAUCACGCAGAGUGGAGUGCAUCAUGCGUUGAAUCCAGACCCAUAUCGAGGCGUUUUUGGCUCAGAUGGAGAAAAGUAUGCAAAAGAUGUCCAAGAUAUUAUUGACUUUGGAACAACUGGCCAUGUUGCUGGAUUUAUAUCUGAAGCUAUACAGGGAGUUGGCGGAAUUGUAGAACUGGCCCCUGGUUACUUGCCUGCUGCUUAUAAAAGCAUUAAAAAAGCAGGAGGCCUUUGUAUAGCUGACGAGGUUCAAGCUGGAUUUGCUCGUACUGGAAGUCAUUUCUGGGGAUUUGAGGCCCAGGAUGUUGUUCCUGACAUAGUGACAAUGGCAAAGGGCAUUGGAAAUGGUAUUCCCCUUGGUGCUGUGGUGACAACUCCCGAGAUUGCUGAAGUAUUGACUUGCCGAAGUUACUUCAACACAUUUGGGGGUAAUCCUGUGUGUACUGCUGCUGGACUGGCUGUGCUAAAAGUGAUUGAGAAAGAAAAUCUUCAGGAAAAUUCAUUAGUUGUGGGAUCCUAUCUGAAAGACAGACUAAUUGAACUCAAAGAUAAAUAUGAAAUAAUUGGAGAUGUGAGGGGAAGAGGAUUGUUGCUUGGAGUUGAGCUAGUAACUGACCGCCGACAGAAAACUCCAGCAAAGUCCGAGACUUUACAUGUAAUGGAGCAGAUGAAAGAAAUGGGAGUUCUGAUUGGAAAAGGUGGAUUCUAUGGAAAUGUUUUUAGAAUUACCCCACCCCUCUGUUUCACUAAAGAAGAUGCAGAUUUCCUUCUUGAUGUGAUGGAUGACACAAUAUCAAAGAUAUGAAGCCUCCAAAUUUUAACUAGAUAAAGAUAACCACAAGUCGAUAAAAUUAUUUCUGUAUUGUUUCUUACUCAAAAUUUAGAAAAUAUUACUAGUUC
This is a messenger RNA of Manihot esculenta (cassava), 1681 nucleotides long. RefSeq names its product alanine--glyoxylate aminotransferase 2 homolog 2, mitochondrial. Gene Ontology annotation, cellular component: mitochondrion. Lineage: Eukaryota; Viridiplantae; Streptophyta; Magnoliopsida; Malpighiales; Euphorbiaceae. Bases 156 to 1586 code for a protein of 476 amino acids. Gene Ontology annotation, molecular function: pyridoxal phosphate binding; transaminase activity. The record is from RefSeq and is a predicted model, not a curated record. The transcript is spliced from 9 exons.